This is a messenger RNA of Ananas comosus (pineapple), 1965 nucleotides long. RefSeq lists its product as uncharacterized. The record is from RefSeq and is a predicted model, not a curated record. Lineage: Eukaryota; Viridiplantae; Streptophyta; Magnoliopsida; Poales; Bromeliaceae. The coding region runs from base 667 to 1644 and encodes 325 amino acids. The transcript is spliced from 5 exons.
CUCUCUCUCUCUCUCUCUCUCGCUCUUUUUUCCCCCAAAAUCUCCUCUUCUUCUUCUCCUUCGCCUCGCCCUCUCCGUUGAAACCCUCGUCCCCUUCGCCUCCUCAAUCAAGUCCCCUAAUCAUGUGAGGGAUCAAGAACGAACUGCGAUCAUGGGGGAGCGCCAGCUCGAGAGCGCGCAACAGGUAAGGAAAAUUGCCGUCGAUUUAAUGGGGUUUUCUUGUCUAAUCUUGGAAAUUAGGGUUAAAGACGCGAUUAUUUUGGGGAUUUCGGCUGGUGCUAGUGUUGAUUAGGGUUUUGUGGGGUGGAGAGGAUUCGUGAGCUGUGUGGGGACAUCUGUGCGGAGAGUGGUGGUGAUGAGUUUGAUGACAUGGAGGAGGCAGAGGAGUACUUGGAAUUGAACGACUUAUUAGAGUGACACUUUACAGUUUCAUUCAAAAAACUUGGUCUUCGGCAAGCUUCCUGGACCAACCCAUUGAAAUAGGUUUACUUGGCAGAUCUUUAUGGGCUAUUUCAAGAUGGUUGAUCGGUUCAGAACCAGGAGUCAGCAAACCAACUCGAGACUUUGACACUGAGCCUUAAUGUGCCAGAGAAUGAUGCCUAUCCAGAAGAUCCUGGGAUUUCACUGGAGGACAUAUUGAAAUACCCAUAUUUGAUUGAUGAUGACAUGAUAGAUCUUAUUAAUGAACCUGGAGGAAACCCUAGUCUUGUGUACUCGCCGCGUAGUCCUAGCCAGAAUGAUGCAUAUAUAGAAUUGAAUGAUUUUGCCGACACUGUGAAUGGACUAGACGGAGGAAGCAACUUGAGGGGACUCCUUAAUUUUGAUGAGCCAGAACUUUUAUCAAUUCCGGAUAAUUCUGGGGGCAGUUAUUCUGGUGAAUCCGCUCAGCGCAAUGUAGUGUUUUAUGAUGAACCUGGUGAUGACACUGCUAUGGAAGAGGAUGAUUACCUAGAAUUGAAUGACCUUCUCUACUCACCAAUUGCUAGUUUAUCUAGGGGUAAUGUGGAAGAUGACUUAACGGCAUACUUCAAUGAAGCCGAUGAGAAUUCACACCGUGACAAUGUUAGUUCUAAGAAGAAGUCCAACUUUACUCAGGAGGUUGAUGGUGUUGAUGUUACUUCUCGUAAUGCCACUCCAGAGGCCUUGGAGCCACAUACUCUAUGUGGUGAAUCAUCGUCUGCAAGGGUACCAGAGGUCAAUAAUCAUAUGGGCAGUGAAAAUGUAGAUUUCAAUAAUGCGAGAGGGAAUGAUGCUAGUAAAAAACCUAUUGGAAAACAACUUGCGAAAAUUUUGGAGUCAAUAUCCGCGCCCCCUGCCUUUGCUGCAGAAUUUCCUCCCAUGCUGGGAAAAUCUAUUGGGCCAAUCUUGGAAGCCCACUCCACGGGCUCCAUCCGUAUCACAGCUGAUAUGAUCCAAAUUGGCGAUUACUGCUAUUCCUUGCAGAAGAACAAAGAAAAUGGAUCUGCACUCUCCAGCAGUAUGGUGAGUAAUAUACCUAAAAGAACUACUGCCCUGGAGCCAAUCAAAAAGAUACAACAUGGCGCAAUGUCGUUGGUGCUUCGUGGUGGGUUUUGUCUGUUCUUCCUGUCAGCGGUGAUUUUGAUUUUUAGUUGUAAGCUACGCACCUGGAUUUACAGCAGGUAAGUGGGCAUCUAUAUAUGACAGCGUUCGACUUCAUCAGCAUUAGGUGGUUUUAAGCUAUAUAACAUUUUGCUUCAUUAUAACUGAUAUGUGGCCGUAGUUAUGUAAAUUACUAAAUAUUUUGUAAUUAGUGUUGCGGGAUGAACUCGACCUUGUUGUUAUUGUUGUUUGUUUUGGUUUUUUAAAUUGUGGGCUUUAUGACUUUAUGAUCCUGCUGUCAUGACGACGUUAGGCGAAGUCUUUGGUUGAAUGAUGAUUACUAGAGGGUGGAUAUUUGUUUAAAUGUUUGAUUGAUGAAUGCAGAUGUGCCGUCGACCUUUUUAA